Puntigrus tetrazona (Sumatra barb) is the source of this 3072-nucleotide messenger RNA. It is a transcript of the gene tulp3, whose product is annotated as TUB like protein 3. The record is from RefSeq and is a predicted model, not a curated record. Gene Ontology annotation, cellular component: cilium. The transcript is spliced from 11 exons. Gene Ontology annotation, biological process: protein localization to cilium. The coding region runs from base 121 to 1614 and encodes 497 amino acids. Lineage: Eukaryota; Metazoa; Chordata; Actinopteri; Cypriniformes; Cyprinidae.
AGCGAUCGUCAUUUGACGCGCAGCCGUCUGCGCAUGCGCCUGCGACCGCUGCGGGUUUUGCGCACGGGGACGCACGCGACGCGGCAGCAGCGGAGGAAUCCAUAGCAACGGCGGAUAAACAUGAGUUACUACAGCAGAGCCUCCAGUUCUUCCAGCUUCGCGUCCGCCGCCAUGACAAGUACGCUGGAGGACGACAGUCUGAACCUCAGACAGCAGAAACUGGAGAAACAGAGGGCGCUGCUGGAGCAGAAGCAGCGGCGGAAGCGUCAGGAGCCUCUGAUGGUUCAGCCCAACCCCGAGGGCCGUCCCCGGCGCUCCCGGCCCCGCCGCAGCGAGGAACACGCUCUCCUCGUGGAGCCGCACCUCAGCACCGCCAGCGACGUCAUCCUCGACGGCAUCGACGGCCCCGCGGCUCUGCUGGGUUCAGAGGCUCCGGAUCUGGGCAGUAAGAUCCAGGUUCUGUCGGUGUGUCCUCCUCCGCAGCCCUCGCCGCCGGCCGCAGAAGAGCCUGAGACUGACGCCGACACAGACACGCUGCUGGAGCCCAAAACUGACAUACACACACUGCUGCAGAGACGCGGACUGUCUGGCAGCAUGAACUACGACGAGGCCAGCGAGGAAGACGACGAUGAGUCUGAAGAGCGAAGCCGGUCGCUGUCACCGAACACCGAGAGCACGCGUCCUGCAUCGGCCUCCAGCACCAAAUCCACCACGGAGUGUCUCCCGGUGGGUUCUCCGUCGGCUGAGGGCUCCUGCAUCGAGGUGGAUAACCUGGAGGAGUUUGUUCUCCGUCCGGCUCCGAGGGGAGUCACCGUCAAGUGCCGCAUCUCACGGGAUAAGAAGGGCAUGGACCGAGGCCUCUAUCCCACCUACUUCAUGCACCUGGAGAGAGAAGACGGCAAGAAGGUCCGAUCUGAUCCUUCACAAUCACUUCUGACCGCUUUACCGCUCUCUCGCUCAUCUGUCUCUCUCCCUCAGGUGUUCCUGUUGGCCGGACGCAAGAGGAAAAAGAGCAAAACAUCCAACUAUCUGAUAUCUGUAGACGCCACUGACCUGUCCCGUGAGGGCGAGAGCUUCAUAGGGAAGCUGAGGUCCAAUCUGAUGGGAACCAAGUUUACUGUGUAUGAUAACGGCACGAACCCCUCGAAAACCCCCGGAGCGCUGCUGGAGGAGACCAACACUCGGCAGGAGCUCGCCGCUAUCUGCUACGAGACCAACGUUCUGGGCUUCAAAGGGCCCCGGAAGAUGACGGUGAUCAUUCCCGGCAUGAACAUGAACUUCGAGCGUGUUCCGGUCCGGCCCGUGUGUGAGCAGGAGUCUCUGCUGAGUAAAUGGCAGAAUCACUCUCUGGAGAAUCUGAUCGAGCUGCACAAUAAAGCGCCGGUGUGGAACGACGACACGCAGUCCUACGUGCUCAACUUCCACGGCAGAGUCACGCAGGCCUCGGUCAAGAACUUCCAGAUCGUCCACGACAACGACCCGGACUACAUCGUGAUGCAGUUCGGUCGGGUGGCAGAGGACAUCUUCACUCUGGACUUUAACUACCCCAUGUGUGCCCUGCAGGCCUUUGCUAUCGGCCUGUCCAGCUUCGACAGCAAACUGGCCUGCGAGUGACCACGUGACACACACACACACACACACACACACACACUCUUCACUCAGGACACUAAAGCACAGUCGUCCUCAGGAAGAGGAUUUGUGCUGUAUCACAAUAAUUAGAAACAAAAGGACCAAAUUAAUAGUUUUUUUAAAGGAAGCACGUUGAAUCGUUUAACCUUUGACUCCCUGGAAUAACUGACACGACCGCCCUGCAGCUUCAAAAAGGGAGUUUAUGCUUUAAUGGAGCGAUGGAAAAGAGACCGAGUAGUCUUCUGAAAUGAGAGAGAUUUUAUUUAGUUUUUUAAUGCUGUUUUCUGUGAUGUUCUGUAAGUGUCUGAUGGCUUUGAAGAGUAUGUUGUCAUUAGGGUCAAUCUCACACAAACUGGUAAACGCUUCCUGCUCAGAAUUUUAUUGAAGCCUGUUUCAGCCAUGGGAUAUAAAAAAACUCGAAAGGUAAUUGUGGCUCGGUUCUUGCACUCUUAAGAUUAUAUUUCACAAUUCUGGCUUUUGUUUAGACUGUAUAACUCACAGUUCAGUGUUAUUGUCUCACAAUUCUGAGUUUAUAUCAUGCAGGUUUGCAUUUAUCUCACUUGCUUAUGUCUCACAUUCAGUGUUUAUUUCGCAAUACUAAGUUCAUAUCGCACAAUUCUUAUUAUUUUGCACAGUUUAGAGUUUAUAUCUUGCGAUUCUGAUUCGAUGUCUUACGAGUUGAUCUCUCAGUGCUGCUUAUAAUUCGGUUUGUAUCACAAUUCUGUCUAAAUUAUGGGAAAUCGUCACAAUUACUUUUUUUUUUAAAUCCAGAGGAAACGAGCUUCCAUAGACUUCUCCGCUGAAAGUAAAAGCAUUAAGAAAAUGAAACAAAAAAAUCAUGUAAUAGAGCAAUUGAGAAUUACAGUCAAUGAUCCAGAUGCAUUAUGGUAGUGAAAGUUUUCAUAUCUAAAAACGUGCUUCAUUUUCUUCAGGUACGGUGUAGUUUAUUUGAUCUUUUUUCUUCCUUUUUAUUUGGAUGAUGUUGAUGUGUUUUUUGCAUUCUGCAUGUUCAGAUAUGACCUUUUUAACACCACCUCCGGACGCAUUGCAUGUUGAUUAGCGAGGCGAACCGCCGGGCUCUUUGUUAAGUGACGCACACUUCCCGCUGCAUGGAUGCUGAACGCGGCCUUAAAACAUCACUGUAGUGUAAAUGGUGCCUGACUGCUGGCUCGUAGAAGAGCGUCUGCAUCCUGACAACCCGCAGGAAAAAAGGGAAGCUCAAGCACAUCCGUUCCUGUUUAGUGUGUUUCCUAUCGAUAUGAUUGACGUGUGUGUUGAUAUUCAUCAUAUGUUGUGUGUCUGUCAGCCAAGACUAUAUUGAUAUAUAUGUAUACAUAUUAAAAAAAAAAAAUUUUAAACUAAUAACCUAUUUGCACAAACUGUAUUUCAUGAUGACACUGCUGGUAGAAAUACAGUAAUUAAAAUCCAUAAAUAUGAAAAACA